AAAAUCUGGCAACUCUGAAUUUAUUUGCAUUGCCGAAUCGGCAGACCAGCCCAGCCCGCGCCGACGUCCCCGGAAAACAGUUCUCCAAUCCCAACGAGCCGCUAGCGAUCCCAUUCGGAUCGCAGUCCGUGAUUCCCGUUCGAGUGCCGCAUGAGCUGGCAGCGACACAGCGCCCAUUUGCUCAGACGACUCCAAUUCCGGACGCGAGACCGGAGCCCCAUUAUUCAAUUAGCCGGCGGAGGACGGAGCAUCGCACACCGCCUGUCGUGGAAGAUGACGGACCAGGUCAAGUAUCUGGACACGCCGGACAAGUCGGAGACGGACAAGAAGCUGUACAAGACGCUGCUCUUGGGCAAUGGCUUGCAUGCCCUCAUAGUCUCGGAUCCGAGUCCCGUGCCGCACGAUGGCUUCACCACCUCGGAGUCCUCGUCGGAGAAGUCCUGCGAAUGCGAGGAGACCAGCAGUUCGGUGACCACAAGCAGCGAUUCCAGCUCGUCGAGCUCCUCGGAUAGCGGCAGCAGCAUGGAAUCGGGUAGCGAGGAGGGCGACGAGAAGCUGGCCGCCUGCGCCUUGAUGAUCGACUAUGGAUCCUUUGCCGAGCCCACAAAGUACCAAGGAUUGGCGCACUUCCUCGAGCACAUGAUCUUCAUGGGCUCCGAGAAGUACCCCGAGGAGAACAUCUUCGAUGCGCAUAUCAAGAAAUGCGGCGGCUUUAGCAACGCCAACACCGACUGCGAGGAGACGCUCUUCUACUUUGAGGUUGCCGAGAAGCAUUUGGACUCCAGCUUGGACUAUUUCACGGCCCUGAUGAAGGCUCCGCUGAUGAAGCAGGAGGCCAUGCAGCGUGAACGCAGCGCCGUGGACUCGGAGUUCCAGCAGAUCUUGCAGGAUGACGAGACAAGGCGGGAUCAGCUGCUGGCCAGUCUGGCCACCAAAGGUUUCCCCCACGGCACCUUCGCCUGGGGCAAUAUGAAGUCGCUGAGAGAGAAUGUGGACGACGCGGAGUUGCACAAGGUUCUGCACGAGAUCCGCAAGGAGCACUAUGGCGCCAAUCGUAUGUACGUUUGCCUGCAAGCCCGAUUGCCCAUUGAUGAGUUGGAAUCGCUGGUGGUGCGCCAUUUCUCGGAGAUUCCGCACAACGAUGUUCGGGCUCCCGAUUUGAGCAAGUUCAACUAUAGGGACGCCUUCAGACCGGAGUUCCACGAGCAGGUGUUCUUCGUGAAGCCCGUGGAGAACGAGUGCAAGCUGGAGCUGACCUGGGUGUUACCCAAUGUGCACCAGUAUUACCGCAGCAAACCCGAUCAGUUUCUGUCGUAUCUGCUGGGCUACGAGGGACGUGGCAGCUUGUGCGCCUACCUGAGACGCCGCCUGUGGGCUCUCCAUCUGAUUGCCGGCAUCGAGGAGAACGGCUUCGACACGAACUCCAUGUAUGCUCUGUUUAACGUAUGCAUUUAUCUCACGGAUGAGGGUUUCAAGAAUCUGGACGAUGUUCUGGCCGCCACUUUUGCCUAUGUCAAGCUCUUCUCCAACUGUGGAUCAAUGAAGGAGGUCUAUGAGGAGCAGCAGCGCAUCGAGGAGACGGGAUUCCGGUUCCAGGCUCAGCGACCUGCUUUCGACAACGUUCAGGAGUUAGUGCUGAACUCCAAGUACUUCCCACCAAAGGAUAUUCUGACGGGCAAGGAGCUCUACUACGAGUACAAUGAGGAGCACCUCAAGGAACUGAUUGGCCACCUGAACGAGAUGAAGUUCAACCUGAUGGUCACCUCGCGCAACAAAUACGAGGGCGUGUGCGCCUACGAUCAGACCGAGGAGUGGUUCGGCACCGAGUAUGCCACCAUUCCGAUGCCCGAAAAGUGGCGCAAGCUGUGGGAGGACUCGAAACCGCUUCCGGAACUGUUCUUGCCCGAGCCAAAUAAAUUUGUCACGGAAGAUUUCACGCUGUUCUGGCAUUCGGCUGGAAAGCCCGAACUGCCUGCCGCGCCCAAGAAACUGCUCAAGACGGACACGUGCGAGUUGUGGUUCCGCCAGGAUGACAAGUUCGAUUUACCCGAGGCCCACAUGGCUUUCUAUUUUAUUUCGCCGCUGCAGCGACAAAGUGCCAAGAACGAUGCCAUGUGCACACUUUAUGAGGAGCUGGUAAAGUUCAACGUGUGCGAGGAACUAUAUCCAGCCAUCAGUGCCGGCCUUUCUUACACCUUUAACACAAUCGAAAAGGGUUUGCUCCUGAAAGUAAGUGGCUAUAAUGAGAAGCUCCAUCUUAUUGUGGAAGCCAUUGCCGAGGCUAUGCUUCAUGUGGCAGACACGCUCGACGAAAAGAUGCUGGCUGCCUUCCGCAAGAACCAGCGUAAGACCUUCUUCAACACCCUGAUCAAGCCAAAGGCUCUCAACAGGGACGUUCGUCUCUGUGUGCUUGAGCAAAUCCGCUGGCUGAUGAUCGACAAGUACAAGUGCCUCAACGAUAUUACUUUGGAGGAUCUGCGCGAGUUCGCGCGCCAGUUCCCGAAGGAACUGUAUAUCCAGUCUCUUAUUCAGGGCAACUACACGGAGGAAUCUGCCCACAAUGUGCUGAACACCGUGCUGAGUCGUCUUAAUUGCCAGGCGAUCAAGGAGCAGCGCUACGUGGAGGAUAGAACCAUUCAAUUGCCGCUGGGUACCAAUGUGAUCCGUUGCCACGCUCUCAACGAGCAGGAUACAAACACGGUGAUCACGAACUUCUAUCAAAUCGGGCCAAAUACAGUUCGCGUCGAGAGCAUCCUCGAUCUGAUGAUGAUGUUCGUGGACGAACCUUUGUUCGAUCAAUUGCGAACCAAGGAGCAGCUAGGCUACCAUGUGGGCGCUACAGUUAGGAUAAACUACGGCAUUGCCGGGUACUCUAUUAUGGUCAACUCGCAGGAGACAAAGACAACGGCCAACUAUGUGGAGGGUCGCAUCGAGGUGUUCCGCGCCAAAAUGCUGCAAAUUCUGCGCAACCUACCGCAGGAUGACUACGAUCACACCCGCGACUCGUUGAUCAAGCUGAAAAUGGUGGCAGACAUGGCGCUGAGCACGGAGAUGGGUCGCAACUGGGACGAGAUCAUCAACGAGGAUUACCUGUUCGAUCGCCGCCGUCGUCAAAUCGAUGUGUUGCGUACGCUCCAAAAGUCGGAGAUCAUUGAUUUCCUUCUGGACAUUGAUACCAAUAACCUGCGGAAGCUGUCCGUACAGGUGAUUGGCCAUCGACCAGUAGAUAUGCCUGAACCUUUGCCUGGUGCCCACAAUAAUUGCGAAGACGAAGAUCAUGUCGAAGAUGCUAACGAAGAUGGAGAUGGCAGUGAAACCGAAAAGGAUGAUCACGAGGAUGAGGAGGACUCAUCCGAAGAGGAGGAUGACGAGGAUCUAUUUGCGGCCCUGGAGAACAAGCUGAACGUGGUCUUCUUACCCGAAGUUGGCAAUCAAAACUGCAUACUGGAUAUUAACGAGUUCAAGAAGGGCCUGGAAGCCUAUCCCAAGCGGAAGAGCCAGCAGGAGGAGGAGGAUCAGUCACGUGCCGCUCGCAUUGAAGAUGCCCUGGGCCAGGCGUGAGAUUCUCAGGCACCAACCCACCCACCCAACCAACCAGCUAUCUCCGUUUACCUCCCAUUUCACUUUGUUUAACUAGCCAAAGGUAGAAGUUUAGUUUCACAGAAUGCAAGCUCCCUAUCGCCGACCUUCUGAACAAGUCAGUCAUUCGCUCUUAUGUUGUAACACGAGCCUCCAUUAAUAUUUCAGUUUUUACAUACAGUCCCGCAGCUAAUGACAAAUGCAUUUUGGAGUAUUGACACACCACACCGUAGAUGUUCGAUCGCACUGUCUUUCGUACUGAUUUAAUACAGAAAUAAAAAUCAAAAUUUAAA
Messenger RNA from Drosophila suzukii, 3872 nucleotides. It is a transcript of the gene Nrd1, whose product is annotated as Nardilysin. NCBI's taxonomy places the organism in Eukaryota, Metazoa, Arthropoda, Insecta, Diptera, Drosophilidae. Gene Ontology annotation, molecular function: metalloendopeptidase activity; metal ion binding. The record is from RefSeq and is a predicted model, not a curated record. Gene Ontology annotation, biological process: proteolysis.